GAGUGAAAACACUGUAAAUCCUCGACUCAGCUGGAACAUCUUGUGCUCGUGUGAACUCACGGUUUGGACAGGAGAAAGAAGUGCGCUUGAAAAAAAGGGAACAGCGGGACUAACCAAUGGGAUGACAGUUCCAUUGCGGUGAACUCCUGUCCGUCAAAUCAGAUGGUGUUUUAUUGAGCGGCUUUUCAUCCGGCGCUAUAAAAGCUGCCACGAGACGGCGAUGUGAGCGAGAGUCCAUCUUGAGGAGCAGUCGCAGCUCGGGACGCGCAGACGGCAGCAAGACACUCGAAAUGGCCGACGCUGAGCAGCAGUUUAUGGAAACCUCCGAGAACGGCAACGGAGAGGAGCUGAACGGCGCCGGGGAGCAGCUCGAGGCGGGCGACGACUCUGCGGCUCAGGAUGAGUCUCACAACGGAGAUGGAGGACAGAUUGACGCCAGCAAGGGCGAGGAGGAUGCCGGAAAAAUGUUUGUUGGUGGACUUAGCUGGGAUACAAGCAAGAAAGAUCUAAAGGACUACUUCUCCAAGUUCGGUGAAGUGACGGAUUGUACCAUCAAAAUGGAUGCAAACACUGGUCGAUCACGUGGGUUUGGAUUCAUCCUCUUCAAAGAAGCUGCCAGUGUAGAAAAGGUGUUGCAGCAGAAGGAACACAGACUAGAUGGUAGGCACAUUGAUCCCAAGAAAGCAAUGGCAAUGAAGAAGGAUCCAGUUAAGAAAAUAUUUGUUGGUGGCCUUAAUCCUGAAACAACUGAAGAACAGAUUCGGGAGUACUUUGGGGCAUUUGGGGAGAUUGAAGCUAUUGAAUUGCCCACAGAUCCAAAGACGAACAAAAGGAGGGGGUUUGUCUUCAUUACAUAUAAGGAAGAAUCCCCUGUGAAGAAAAUCAUGGAAAAGAAAUACCAUAAUGUUAGCGGAAGCAAGUGUGAGAUUAAAAUUGCCCAGCCCAAGGAAGUGUACCAGCAACAGCAGUAUGGUGGUCGUGGUGGAUAUGGAGGACGUGGCAGGGGUCGAGGUGGCCAAAACCAGAAUUGGAACCAGGGAUACAACAACUACUGGAACCAGGGCUAUGGUGGUCAAGGCUAUGGCUAUGGUGGUCAGCAAGGCUAUGGCAACUAUGGGGGUUAUGGCAAUUAUGACUAUUCUUCUGGCUACUAUGGCUACGGUGGUGGAUAUGACUACAACCAGGGCAAUACAAGCUAUGGAAAAACUCCAAGACGUGGAGGCCACCAGAGUAGCUACAAGCCAUACUGAUCACGUGUAGUGCAGGCCGUAAGUAUUUUCAACCCAAGAACCCAUAAUGGCGGCAGCAGCAGCAGCAGGAGGUCACUCAAGAUGGGACUUUUGGUAUGAUGGGACUCAUGCUCCAUUUGUACAGGACAACAAAUGAAUGGGGAAGCAGUGUCACUUUUCCACACUUUUUUAUUUUUUAUUUUUAUUUUCUUUGUCCACAUUUCCAGGCAUGGAAGUGUAAUUUUUACUGUACUUUUUGGUACCUUUUUUGAAUCUAAUGUAUUGUAUGGUUGUAUUUUACAUGUUGACUGGAUUUACAGCAUAUGAAAAUCAGGAGCCACCAGAGCUUUUGAAAUAAAACAUUUUUGAGUAAUUUUUUUCCAGUGUUUCCAGAUUUACUAUUUCCUGUUGCUGCAAGUUGCAUGUCUGCAAACCUGCACCAAGUAAAGGAGGAGUAAUAAAGGGAUCUAGAUCAGUAUCAUUAAAAUGUCUAGUGAAUGUCAGCAUUUGAAUAGUGUUGCAUUGGAUAAGUUUGUUUAUUUUGGAUUUCAAGUUAAUUUGACUGGCCUGAUAAAGAUUAAGCUUAAAUGGCUUUUCUGCCUUUUCUGAAAUCUCAUUCCUAUAGUGUCAUUGACAAAUUGUUAGAAAUAAACCUUGUUUAAUAUU
Messenger RNA from Colossoma macropomum (tambaqui), 1895 nucleotides. Its product is annotated as heterogeneous nuclear ribonucleoprotein A/B-like. The transcript is spliced from 9 exons. Gene Ontology annotation, molecular function: RNA binding. NCBI's taxonomy places the organism in Eukaryota, Metazoa, Chordata, Actinopteri, Characiformes, Serrasalmidae. Gene Ontology annotation, biological process: regulation of gene expression. The record is from RefSeq and is a predicted model, not a curated record. Gene Ontology annotation, cellular component: nucleoplasm. Bases 291 to 1250 code for a protein of 319 amino acids.